AUGCCCUUUUUGGGCGUGCGCUUGCCGAGCGGCUUCGCGCGUCGAGGUGCUGUUCGGGAGGGCGGCUCUCCUGCUCUCCACCGGCGGCGAGCCUGGGGGGGGGGAAGCGAGAAGGGGCGGGCCUUCCCAGGGGGCUCGGAAGUCCCCCAGCCUUUGAGAAGUGGUCCAAGCCUUCAGCAGGCUGGAGGGCUUCUGAGAAGCCCCGCCGCCUUCUGGGAAGGCUUCCCCCUCCUCACUCCCCCCCCUUGCUCGCCGCCGACUCUCGAGGAGAGCGGCGCGGAGUGCGACGAGGAAGCGAGUGAGAGGGGCACGCGAGCGCCUGCGCGAGCGGGCGGCGCGGGCGCGGGCGGCCCCGGGCCCAGGAGGGAGCCUCGGCCGGAGGCCCCAGCGGCAGCGGGGCGCGUGGCUUCGCCCCCUCCGAGGCUGCCCCUGGAGUCCGCCGCCGCGGCGCCGGAGCUCCUGGUUCAGGUUGCCGCGCAACUGACGGAGCUGCAGCGCGAGGUGGCGCGCCUCCGGGAGAGGAACGGGGUGCUGGAGGCCGAGAACGCGCGCCUGCUGCGCGGCUAG
This is a messenger RNA of Prorocentrum cordatum, 567 nucleotides long. The record is from the annotation of a GenBank genome assembly. Lineage: Eukaryota; Dinophyceae; Prorocentrales; Prorocentraceae.